AUGAGCUUUCGAGAGGCUGUCCGUAUAGCAUCCGACAAUACCGCCGCUAUUCAAAGUCACUCCAGCUACUUCCAUUGGGAUGCCGAUGAAUACAUGAAGGCAAACAGAAUCAGUCGAAUCAGAGGGUCAGAUAGUAGAUACCGUCGCCACCUUGUGUUGCGCCCCGGCCUUCCAAAUCCAAAUCCAAUAUCACACAACCCCUACGUGCCGGCAGAUGCGCAGUACGCACAAGUUCUAGGCAAAUUGCUGGCACCGUUCGUGCGAGCAGACUCAGACGAUGUACCAGGCUCGGAGGAUAAUAAAGAAGAAGAUGGAAAAGAGGUCAAAGUCGGGCAUCAGAGCAAAGAUGAAGCAGACCAUACGAGUGGAAAUGAAGACCAUAUCAAAGACGAAAGAGAAGAUCAACAGGCGUUGAACGCGGAGAGUCAAGCUCAAGGAAUUGCAUCGAUACCCUCGAACGACCCCGGUGGUCCAGAGGACGGCAAUAUUGACAAGCGUAAGCAAGGAGACGGUGAAGAAGGCGGCCCUGAAAGCAUCAGAUCGAUAUCCAUGAAGAGAUGA
This is a messenger RNA of Alternaria atra, 561 nucleotides long. RefSeq lists its product as uncharacterized. The transcript has 3 exons. The coding region runs from base 1 to 561 and encodes 186 amino acids. The record is from RefSeq and is a predicted model, not a curated record. NCBI's taxonomy places the organism in Eukaryota, Fungi, Ascomycota, Dothideomycetes, Pleosporales, Pleosporaceae.